Messenger RNA from Morchella importuna, 678 nucleotides. RefSeq lists its product as uncharacterized. The transcript has 2 exons. The record is from RefSeq and is a predicted model, not a curated record. The coding region runs from base 1 to 678 and encodes 225 amino acids. Lineage: Eukaryota; Fungi; Ascomycota; Pezizomycetes; Pezizales; Morchellaceae.
AUGAACAUCAUAGUACACCACCGCUCGCAACCUCUCGAUCGGAUCGACACUUCCAUCCGUCCAGACAGAGUGCAACUGCUGCACCGUAUAGUGUCGAAUCCGCCACGGAAGAUCGUCGCGAUCAGGCUUGAAAUCAAAACGCAAGCCGUAGCGACAAAGCACAGAGUUCAGCAUAGAAACCGCCGGAUCGCGAAGAGCUACAAUAAGAUGCGGACAAAUAUCGACCAACUGGCGCUUAAGCCCCCGACGCUCCUCGGCGGACAGGCGGAAGAGUCGGCCCCCAACGACCUUACCACCCCCCACCCCGACCACUUCCUCGUCAACCGCGCCGCCUACAUCAACCACAUGCGCUUUCUAGCCGUGCUAACCCAGAAGCGGAUCGCCGACUGCCACAGUCUCCUCGCCGCCUGCACGCGCGGUGUGCUCCACGGCACCAGCGAGUCCGCGGACACGGAGCUGCGGGCGUAUGAGCAGGUUUUUGCCGUGCUGCGGGGCGCGGCGUGGACGGAGGGGUCGCGGUGGAUGUUGCCGGGGCUGGAGGGGCUGACGUGGCCGCAGAGGUGGAGCGCGUGGGAGGGGGUGGCGGUGGAUGCGCGGAGGGAGGAGGCGGUGAGGGGGGUGGCGGGGAGGGUGUGUGUUAUGAUGAGGGGGGUGAGGAGGAGGUGUGCGGGGGUGUAG